GCGAUGGUUCUCGCGGAUGCAGUCGCAGUCAGCUUCACAUUGCUUUUUCGGGGCAGGAGUGAUUGUUUGCAGGGAUCUCUGCGGGCCCAAUCUUUAGGGUUGUGACUUUCUGUGGAAAGCCUGCUCAUUGCAUACAUAUAUGAGUCUUGUCUCAGAUGUUCCAGCACAGUGGUUCAUGUCUCACCCCAACAUCCACUCUGCUGGGAUUUACGUAGUCACGGGCUUUAUACAUUUCCGUCGUGGUAACGCGACAGGCUGAAACCUCUGACUACCCCCCUCUGCCCUCUCCAGCCUUGUCUCGAAAGGGCUCCAGCAUGCGUUCUCAAGAUGAAGUCGAUCUGGAACGGAAACCCUUGCUCGACCGACGCUCGCGGAAGCUCUUCCAGAUCCUGAACUACAACUGGGCGAUCUUCCCAAGCACGGCCUUUUUGUCGUUCCUAGGAGUAUAUUCUCUGAUGGUGUGGGCGGGAGUUCCUGAGGCGAUCGUGCAACCGGGGGUGCUCUGGACGCGCGACUGCACGAUCAUCACCCUCAUCAUCACCCCCUUCCUCCUCGCCCAGUUCCCCCCCUACCACAUCCUCUGGGGGAUGUGUCUCCCCAUACGACCGUUCUCAUACGCCCAGGCCCCGAAACAACGGUCCUUCCGCAGCCUGCGCGUCGUUCUUACCGUGUUGAACACCGUCGACCUCUGGAAACCGCUCAGCCAAGCCUUCCGCAUCAGCUUCGUCGUCGUCGUCGACUCAGCCCACAACCCCUUCACCACCCUCCUCCCCAACUGGGUCGAGCAGCUGCAGUGCCCGCCCUCCUUCCAGGCCGCGCGCGCCACCCACAAGGCCCGGGUGCUGGAGUGGUACCGGCGCCACAGCAGCCUCACCGACCGGGACUGGGUGCUGCACCUGGACGAGGAGACGGAGAUCGACGACUACCUGAUGCAAGCGUGUUUGGAUUUCAUCGAGCGGGGGAGUGAUGAUAUUGGGAUGGGAACAAUCUACUACAACGCCUCCUCGCACUGGAAACACCCCCUCACCACCGUCGCGGAGAUCCUGCGCAUCGCCGAGAACUUCGGGCGGUACCAGCUCCCCGUGCGGUUCUUCCGGCAGCCGCUGCUCGGGUUCAUGCGCGGGAGCUUCCUACUGCUGAACGGCACGGUCGAGAACGCAGUGACCUGGGACACGGACUGUCUGACGGAGGAUCAUUGGUUUGCUUACUACGCCGCGAAGCAAGGCUUCAAAUUCGGAUGGCUGAACGCGAUCGCGCGCGAGCAGGCCCCCUCCACGCUGGGCGAUCUGCUCCGCCAGCGGUGCCGAAUGAUGACCAUGAUCUACGGCGGCUGGGCCAUCUCCGUCUCCUACGGCUUCUUCGUCUGGACCACUUUCAACCUGGCCGUGCUGCUGCACGGCCGCGUCGUCGCGUGUCUGCUGGAGGAUCUGGACUGCCAUGCCACGGCGCUGCUGGAUAUCCCGGUGCAUGUGGUGCUGACGGUUGUGCUGGCGCCGGUGGUGGAUUUGGUGCAGGCGGCGACGUUUCUGUGGACGGUGGUGCGGCCGACGAGGGAGUUUACGGUUAUUCGGAAGGAUUAG
Aspergillus fijiensis CBS 313.89 is the source of this 1580-nucleotide messenger RNA. RefSeq lists its product as uncharacterized. Gene Ontology annotation, molecular function: beta-1,4-mannosyltransferase activity. The coding region runs from base 315 to 1580 and encodes 421 amino acids. The record is from RefSeq and is a predicted model, not a curated record. Lineage: Eukaryota; Fungi; Ascomycota; Eurotiomycetes; Eurotiales; Aspergillaceae. The transcript is spliced from 6 exons. Gene Ontology annotation, cellular component: cytoplasm.